This is a messenger RNA of Scheffersomyces amazonensis, 1370 nucleotides long. Its product is annotated as mitochondrial 54S ribosomal protein mL38. Bases 51 to 1277 code for a protein of 408 amino acids. The transcript has a single exon. Lineage: Eukaryota; Fungi; Ascomycota; Pichiomycetes; Serinales; Debaryomycetaceae. The record is from RefSeq and is a predicted model, not a curated record.
CGAAUAUCUUGUUAAACAAAAAAAUAAACAACUCGUAAGUUGAAGUCCAUAUGAGUCACUCGUUAAGGAAUCAUAGGGUUGGAACCCUUAUAAAAAAUUUCCAAAGAUUUGAAAGCACUGGAGUUUCAUCGAAUCCCAAACAUAUUAAAGAAGUAUGGAGUAAUUUUCAAAUCAGACCAACUUCAUUAAAAAUCGAUAAUACUGAAAUUAAAAAGGGUAUAUUCAAUAAAGUUGAUGAAAAUAGAGGUCCUUUAUCUAUUAGUGAAGUUGCUCAAAGAUUAACUUAUCAUUCACCAAAUGAAAUUGAUGAAACUUUUAAACAAGCUUAUGAAAUUUUACAGAAUAAAGCUAAUGAAACUUAUACUCGUAUUCAAAGUUUAGAAAAGAAAUUAAAUCAAACUGAUAAUGAAUUAGAACAAUUAAAUCUUAAAAAUACCCUAGAUAAAUUAAAAAUUGAAGCUGAAAAGGAAAAUCCUGAAGUUUUAUAUAAUGUUAAUUAUAAUUCAUCUGAUUCAUUAGAUAAAUCACAUCCAGUAUAUAGAUAUUAUUUAAAGGAUAAAUGGCAAAAUCAAGGUUUAAUGUUAACUAUGCAAAGAUUAGAAACUCUUCAUGUUAUUCCUGAUACUUUACCAACUUUUGAACCUUCAGUUGAAGUUAAAGUUAAAUUUCCUCAUAAUAAAGAUCCAGAAUUUGGUAAUUGGAUUACUCCUGGAGAUAUUUUACCAGCAUUUGCUGUUGAACAACCUCCAACUAUUAGUAUUCAAGAAUUUGAUAGAAUUGAUGGUCAAGAUUUAUAUACUAUUGUUCUUGUUAAUCCUGAUACACCAGAUUUAGUAAAAAAUUCCUUUUCAACUACUUUACAUUAUGGUUUAACUAAUGUAUCAUUAAAUAAUGUUGAUAAUAUAAUAGGUAGUGAAAAAUUACUUGAAAAUCAAGAUUCUAUUAUAUUUAAACCUUAUUUACCAAUUUUACCCGAAAAGAAUGCUGGUAAAUAUCAAAGAGCAUGUUUAUGGGUAUUUAAGCAAACUAAGGAAUUAACUGAUUUAUCUAAAAUAGAAAGAGAAGAUUUUAAUAUUAGAAGUUUUUCUAAAUUAAAUGAUUUAAUUCCAGUUGGUGCUCAUGUUUGGAGACAACAUUUUGAUAGAAGUGUUCCAUCUAUUAGAGAAAAGUAUGGUUUAGGUAAAGGUAGAGUAUUCCAUAGAGUUCGUGGUACUACUCCAGUUCCAAAUCCAAAGAAGGACAAGAAAAAGGAAGAGGAAAAUCCAAAGGAAGAAUAAAUUAUUUAGUUCUUUUCCUCUAGCAUGUAAUUAUCCUGUAAAUAAUAUAAGUAAGUAAUUCUAGACUGUAUAUAUAUAUAUAUAUAUAUUAAU